Molecule: messenger RNA, 1779 nt
Organism: Helobdella robusta
Lineage: Eukaryota; Metazoa; Annelida; Clitellata; Rhynchobdellida; Glossiphoniidae
Exons: 8
Coding region: 1-1779 (592 amino acids)
Biological process (GO): cell differentiation; regulation of transcription by RNA polymerase II
Cellular component (GO): nucleus
Molecular function (GO): DNA-binding transcription factor activity, RNA polymerase II-specific; sequence-specific DNA binding
Source: RefSeq, a predicted model, not a curated record
AUGUACCACGCGGAAUCAUUAUUCAUAAAAGUUGAGACGCCAGAUGACCUGAAUAGUAUCCACGAUUUCCUCAACGUGUCGGCCAGUAAAGAUGAUGGGCAGUUUACGUUAGCAGCAGAUGUUUUCAAAAAACACAUAAACGGCUCAGCGUCUGAAUACUCCUGCGACAACAACAACAACAGCUUGUACGAGGGAUGCAACGAACAUGAAUUUGCAUUGAACGGGCUGAAAAAUCACGACGAUCAAACUAAUGGUCACACAAACGACAACGACGAGAAUGUCAGUGACAACACAGGUAAUGACGUUAGCAACAUCAACAGUACAGACAGCAUUAUCAUCAACGAUGGUGAUGACAACAAUGAGGAUGAUGAUGAAGACGAAAGCCUCGAUCAAUAUUUUGAGCCCAUUAAUUUAAGAAUUCAGCAGCUGGAUCUAUCGCAGCCUCUCUGGUAUAUCCGGGAUCUUCUGGUUAGCGAUGGUAUAAUCGACGGAAAUGUCAAAAAAGUUGAAUACUGGCUUCAAAACAAUGAUAAGUUGGAUGAAUCGAAGAGUUUGAAAUGGUGCUGCGUUGAGAUGGAGGGGGAGAACAUACAGGUGAACAUUGAUGUGCGAGCCAGACUAGAUAAUAAGAAAAUAAGAAUAAACAUAUCAGACAUACUGGUGCCUUGUGAUGAAACAUCUACAGAUCAGGUGACAACAACAAUAAAACCUAAACGACAACGAACUGUGAAGACAAAACCUCCACCAUCUGUCAGCAAUCAAGCCUUACAGUCUAGACAAUUUCCUAACUGGUCAGCCGAUCCAGUGUUCAAGACCAUCCAAGUGGCCAAUAACAUUCCGACACGCCUGGAGGAUUGGACGUGCGACCACGUGAGGUUGUGGUUACGGUGGGCCUCAUCUCACUUUCCCUUUGACUUCGACCCCCACUCAGAUGAUAUCAAUGUGACAGGCGUCGAGGUUUGUCAGUGGCAGCUGAAGGACGCCCAAGUUCUAGCACCAAGAGAUGUCAAUAAUUUGUUCUGGACGCAUAUUCAGCUGCUUAAGAAGUUGCACAUUGCUACUCUCAAUGAUGUCCAGGUCAACCCAGCAAUGAACAACCCUAGUAAAGGCAGAGGGUUGAAUGGCCAGGUGCAACUCUGGCAGUUUCUACUUGAAAUCCUCAUCGACCAAUCACACCGCCACAUGGUUGAAUGGGUCGGUCGAGAUGGAGAGUUCCAUCUGAUUAACCCGGAGGGCGUGGCUCAGUUGUGGGGCUGCAAGAAGAACAGAACGGGCAUGACGUACGAGAAGAUGUCCCGAGCUAUGCGGUACUACUACGACGGAGACAUCAUCCACAAAGUUCCCAGCAAGCGAUUCCAUUACAAAUUUGUCUGUGAUUUGCGAUCAAAAGUCGGUUUCUCAGUUUCAGAGAUCCAGGACUUGGUGAACAGUCCUACUGCAGCCAUAGAAAGUCCAGAUUGCGUCAACUCUGACCGCAUGAAACUUCAAAGUCUUCUUGAGACGUUGAGGUCCCCUGCAUGCCUACGUCGGGCCGUCCCCAUAAACACUCCCAUGAUCAACAACGGCAACUACACAAAUGGCACGACAGCAGCCUCAACUACCUUGUCUAAUGACAUCAGUAACAGUUCAACUUUUAACAACAAAAAUUUUAGGAUCGUGGUAGCCACAACUGAACAACUGCAGACAAUCAGCCCAGACUUGUGGCUCAACUUAACAACGCAACAACAACAACAGAUCGUCGAGUGUGUGUCGCACGAGCAAGAUGUAGUCUCUAAUUAA